AUGAAGAGUAUCAAUCUGAAGGUGGAAGGUGAAAAAAUCAGUGCCCUAUCUGUCGAUAAUAAACCAAGGUUCGUAUGUAGAAAGCGGCAGGAGUGCACGACAAAUUCCGGCCGCAGGGUUACAUCGAUACCGCCGAUCAUAACCCCGGAGUAUUUGGACGAGAAGCAAGACUUGUUGCUCAUGGAAUCACUGCUGGAUCUUGACUCUACCGUGGUAAAGUGUCGGGUUACUCUGAAGCGUUCUCGUACCUUACGUAUGCUGAUCUCUGUUUCACCCGGAUCAUAUACCACAGCAGGAUUUAGAUGGGUUGGAAAUACAACGGUCGAAAUCCCCGCUGACCCUCUACAUGCACCCAUAUCUCAUGCGGGAUAUCCAGGGCAUGCACAGUCAUCACAUAAGAGAGGUGAAGGUCAGAGUUCCUUGAGCUCCGGACCCAUCAGACGUAACAAGAGACCAGAUAUAAUCCGGUCACUAAUCCCACUAAAAGCCGCCCAGUACAGUAUUGAGUGUGACUCCGAUGUAUUCGUUAUGAUACGGGUCAAGGGAAGCGGCCGAAGGUAUAUCUUCAAUUCUUCUGCAUCGGAGAAUUGGCUUCCGUCCAUGCCAGAGCUGAGUGGAUACUAUCCAACGCCGAUGAUUAAGACUCUGGAAGAUGUUGUUCCCCAAUACAAGCAUUGCCCUGAACCAGAUCAGGAAGAAGUCGGGACACGUGUAAUUCCAUCGGUGAAGGAGGCUGUGUAG
Aspergillus welwitschiae is the source of this 741-nucleotide messenger RNA. RefSeq lists its product as uncharacterized. Lineage: Eukaryota; Fungi; Ascomycota; Eurotiomycetes; Eurotiales; Aspergillaceae. The record is from RefSeq and is a predicted model, not a curated record. Bases 1 to 741 code for a protein of 246 amino acids. The transcript is spliced from 8 exons.